AUGGGGGCUACUUUUCGAUAUGAUGGACCACAUAACAGGUUCUUGCGCGAGUUUGGAGGGCUGGCUGAAAUGAAGCAGCAGCUAUGUUGUAGUUCACACAUGCUGUCCCUUAUCUGCUGGCUCAUCUCCAGAGUCCAAGCUCGACGCGUCUCCAGAUUGUAUGAAGAACCGCUUACGUGUGCGCCGGGAGUUUUCUCAGAGCGUUUUGCCUCAGGUGAACGCAACCGCCUCACGCGGGCGCCACACCUGAAGGCGGCUCCGCCCGGGCAGGGCUGGAGCCCCGGGGCCAGCGGCCCGCAGAAGCGCCCGCAGCGGGAGCCGGGCCCGCGCGCCCCGGGGCGCAGGGCGGCGGCGAGGGGGCUGCAGGAGGACCUGAGGGGCCUGGCGCGGCUCCCGGAGCAAGAGGGGCUGCGGGAGGAGGCGGCGGCGGCCGGGCACGCGUUCCUGCUGCCAAAUGAGAGAAGCUUCCAGAAUGCUGCUAAAAGUGAUAAUUUGGAUCUUAUGGAGAAGCUGUUUGAAAAGAAGGUUGACAUUAAUGCUGUGAACAAUAUGAACUGCACAGCCCUGCAUUUUGCAGUGGGGGCAAAUCAUUUAUCUGUGGUGGAGUUCUUGCUUAAUCACAGGGCCAGGGUGGAUGUUGCUGAUAAGUAUGGCUUGACAGUAAUUCACCUUGCAGCCUGGUCUAGAAGCCUCGAGAUCAUGCUCAUGCUGGUUAGAGCUGGAGUGGACCAGAGAGCCAAGAAUCAGGAUGGAAUGAAUGCCCUCCACUUUGCAGCUCAGAGCAAUAACAUGCGCGUUGUGGAGUACUUCAUUCAAGAUCUGCACCUGAAGGACCUGGACCAGACUGAUGAGAAGGGAAGAAAACCAUUUCUUUUGGCGGCGGAAAGGGGCCACGUUGAAAUGAUAGAAAGCCUUAGCUUCCUUAAUCUGCAUACUUCAGAAAAGGACAAGGAGGGAAACUCUGCCCUGCACCUCGCAGCAAAGCAUGGUCACAGCUCUGCGGUCCAGGUGCUGCUCACCCAGUGGCAAGAAAUAAAUGAGACCAAUGAGCUCAAUAUCAGUGCUUUGCAGACAGCAACCCGGAAUGGCCACGCAUCCCUUGUCAGCUUGCUUCUCAGUGAGAACGUUGAUCUGCACCAAAAGUUGGAACCUAAAGACUCCCCUCUUCAUUUAGCUGUUAUCAACAACCAUAUCACAGUGGUAAACAGCUUAUUAAGUGCACAGCAUGAUGCUGACAUCUUAAAUCAGAGGCAGCAGACUCCUUUGCAUGUAGCUGCUGAUCUUGGAAAUGUGGAACUGGUGGAAACCCUGCUGAAGGCGGGCUGUGACCUGAAGGUUGUUGAUAAACAAGGGAAGACUGCCCUGGCCGUGGCCGCCAGGAGCAACCACAGCCUCGUCGGGGACAUGCUCAUUAAAGCUGAAAGGUACUAUGCCUGGAGAGAGGAGCAUGGGGAGAACAUCAAGGCCCUAUCAACCAGCUUUACUCUGACAUUCAAGCAAGAUCACAGUCAGGAGACCAGGCACAUGCGCAGCCUCCUCUGGCACCUGGCUUACCGUCAGCUGAAGGCCAACGAGUGGCAGAAGCUGGCCCGUUCGUGGAACUUCACAGACGCCCAGAUCAGAGCCAUCAAGGGGCAGUGGUCAGGAGAGGAGCGCUUCCGGGAACAUGGCCACAGGGCUCUAUUCAUUUGGCUGCACGGGGCCCUGGUGAUGCAGGCCACGCCAGUCAAACACCUGUAUGAAGAGCUGGUGCACGCAGGCUUCCCACAACUAGCUGAAAAGAUUCGUCAAUUUAAAAGUGAAACUGACUCAAGGCCCAAGAAAUGUACAGUUUCAUAA
Hippopotamus amphibius kiboko is the source of this 1839-nucleotide messenger RNA. It is a transcript of the gene ANKDD1B, whose product is annotated as ankyrin repeat and death domain containing 1B. Gene Ontology annotation, molecular function: protein binding. Gene Ontology annotation, biological process: signal transduction. The record is from RefSeq and is a predicted model, not a curated record. The transcript has 17 exons. Bases 1 to 1839 code for a protein of 612 amino acids. Lineage: Eukaryota; Metazoa; Chordata; Mammalia; Artiodactyla; Hippopotamidae.